Messenger RNA from Magnolia sinica, 1312 nucleotides. RefSeq names its product transcription initiation factor IIF subunit beta-like. Gene Ontology annotation, biological process: transcription initiation at RNA polymerase II promoter; transcription by RNA polymerase II. The coding region runs from base 76 to 876 and encodes 266 amino acids. Gene Ontology annotation, cellular component: transcription factor TFIIF complex. Lineage: Eukaryota; Viridiplantae; Streptophyta; Magnoliopsida; Magnoliales; Magnoliaceae. The transcript has 6 exons. The record is from RefSeq and is a predicted model, not a curated record.
UCAGAGAGAGAGACAGGGAGAGCGAGAGAGAUUUUUUCUCCAGACACAGAGGGAUAGAGAGGGAGGGAGAGAGAGAUGGCAUCUCAGCAUCAAGAAGAUCAAUGGAGCAGCAAUUUGGAGACGGGGAAGGCGGAGAAAUCUGUGUGGUUGAUGAAGUGCCCGCUCGUGGUGUCCCAGUCAUGGCAGGCCCAGGCUCGGGCGCACACCUCUGACUCCUCUCACCUUCCCCCCCUCGCUAAGGUCGUCCUCUCCGUCGAUCCCCUCCGCCCCGAAGACUCUUCUUCCGUUCAGUUCACUAUGGAAUUGGCUGGCAAUGAGGGUGGCAAUAUGCCCAAGACUUACUCCCUGAAUAUGUUUAAAGACUUUGUUCCAAUGUAUGUUUUUGCGGAGACAAAUCAAGGAAAAGUUUCAAUGGAAGGAAAAGUGGAACAUAAGUUUGACAUGAAGCCCCACAAUGAAAAUAUUGAGGAGUAUGGCAAAUUGUGUCGUGAGCGGACAAACAAAUCUAUGAUUAAAAGUAGACAAGUGCAGGUGAUCGACAAUGAUCGCGGAGCGCACAUGAGGCCUAUGCCUGGAAUGGUUGGCUUACUCCCAUCCAAUUCUAAGGAUAAGAAGAAAACCACACCGAUGAAGGGAUCGGACAUGAAAAGAACAAGAAGGGACCGUGGAGAAUUGUUGGAUAUUAUGUUUAAGCUCUUUGAAAGGCAACCAAAUUGGGCAUUGAAGCAACUGGUGCAAGAGACGGAUCAACCUGCACAAUUCCUCAAAGAGAUACUUAACGAACUAUGCGUUUACAACAAGAGGGGAGCUAAUCAGGGAACCUAUGAGCUUAAGCCAGAAUAUAAGAAGUCUGGCGAAGAAGCUGAUGCUGAGUAAAAAGAUCAUAAUCCAUUUGCCACUGCUGCCCCCAAAAGAGGUCUGCCUCGAGGAAGCAGAUUUCUGGUAACGUCACCAGGGAUAUCCCUGCUGAUUUGGUCACAAGGCAACCUGCUUCCCUGGCUCAAACACCUGUUUCGUCUGCCCAUGUGGUUUAUUGCGAUGGAAUAGUAGUAAUCAUGCCGAUACAGUAUAGUUUUCAAUUCAACAAAAUUGACUGAAUGAUAAGGAGAGGCGUGUCUUUUCUGUCAGUUUGUACUCCAUCUGCAUGAGCCAUGCAUGCUGGCUUCUGUAUAGCCAGAUGCCAUUACCUUCUUAACUCCACUUGUAGCUAAUCUUCAAUGGAGAGACAUGGCAAGGCCCCCACCACCAAUGUAGAUGCUGUAGAAAUACAAAAAGAAAAUGAAUCUUCUUAAUGGAUUAAGCAAUUGAACAU